Pseudophryne corroboree (corroboree frog) is the source of this 1578-nucleotide messenger RNA. RefSeq names its product orthopedia homeobox (gene OTP). Gene Ontology annotation, molecular function: DNA-binding transcription factor activity, RNA polymerase II-specific; DNA binding. The record is from RefSeq and is a predicted model, not a curated record. Gene Ontology annotation, biological process: regulation of DNA-templated transcription; neuron differentiation. NCBI's taxonomy places the organism in Eukaryota, Metazoa, Chordata, Amphibia, Anura, Myobatrachidae.
ACCCCCUUUUUAAGCACAAACCGAAUUUUCUUUCAUUUAGCCUAUCUAUAUCUAUCUAUCUAUUUUUAUUUUUUAAAUCGUUAACCAGCCGGCAGGAUUUGGGGGGGACAGGCUUUCGCCCUGGAGCGGUGCGCGAUGCUGUCUCACGCCGACCUCCUGGACGCCCGACUCGGGAUGAAGGACGCGGCGGAGCUGCUAGGGCACCGUGAGGCGGUAAAGUGCCGCCUCGGAGUGGGGGGAUCGGACUCGGUCCACCCGGGAGACCUGGCCAGCAACGCAGACCAGGUUGAGGGCACCACGCUGCUACCCGGGGAGGACAUCACCAGCGUGGGAUCCAACCAGUCCUCCCUGGCCGUCAGCUCCAAGGACCCGGACAAGCAAGCAGCAGCACAGCAGCAGAACCCCAACCAGUCCGGCCAGCAGCAGGGCCAGAGCCAGGGACAACAGAAGCAGAAGAGGCACCGGACCCGCUUCACCCCGGCCCAGCUCAACGAGCUGGAGCGCAGCUUCGCCAAGACCCACUACCCGGACAUCUUCAUGCGUGAGGAGCUGGCACUGAGGAUCGGCCUCACAGAGUCCAGGGUGCAGGUCUGGUUCCAGAACAGACGGGCCAAGUGGAAGAAGCGCAAGAAGACCACCAAUGUGUUCCGCGCCCCUGGCACCCUCUUACCCACCCCAGGAUUGCCCCAGUUCCAAUCAGCGGCCGCCGCAGCGGCGGCAGCAAUGGGCGACAGCCUUUGCUCUUUCCACGCCAACGACACCCGCUGGGCCACGGCCGGAAUGGGGGUCUCCCAGCUCCCAUUACCACCCUCCCUUGGAAGGCAGCAGGCUAUGGCGCAAUCUCUUUCUCAGUGCAGCCUGGCGGGCGGCCCCCCACCCGGCUCUAUGGGCUUGUCCAACAUGGGCUCCAAUGGCUCGGGGCUGCAGUCACACCUUUACCAGUCCGCCUUCCCUGGCAUGGUGCCCACCUCAUUGCAGGGUCCCAGCAACGUGACGGGCUCCCAGCAGCUCUGCAGCUCCCCGGACAGCAGUGAUGUGUGGAGGGGAACCAGCAUUGCCUCCUUGCGCCGCAAAGCACUUGAGCACACAGUCUCCAUGAGCUUUACUUAAUGUCCAAUGUUCUCCCUAUUGUCCCCCUCUGCUCUGCUCACCCCCAUUUCACCAUCUCCCCUGGACUUCCAAACGGUGGAGUCUAUAGCUAAGCCAUGGAUCAGAUAACUCUCCUUGUGACAGUGGCAAGAAUACCUAAGGAGCAAUUGAUUAACCCAGUAUCUUUACACUGAUGCCCCUUCAGCGGCUGGCCAUAACGGGAUGUUUUGUCCCUCUUCCAAAGAUACCUGCAGAUCCCAAACACCCAAUUAAUGUAAAUUAUUUACUGGCCAAUAAAAUAUGUUUUCUGCCUGGGUGAAAUUGGUGAAAUGCCAUAUUCAUAUUUAACCAUAACGAAAGAACACACUCUCAUUCAAACUGUCUCCUAGCCAGAGUGGUGCAAAAAGCCUCAAAGGUUCACCACCAUGCAUAUGGUCGGCCAAUUCUUUAUAUAUAUAUAUAUAUAUAUAUAUAUAUAUAUAUAUUGUG